GGUGUCCCACGCCGGUCACUCUACGGAAAAAGGACGUCGCAACCAGUCUUUAAACCAUGAGCUCCCUCACGAUCCACUCCUUCCGGGAGAUGAUGAAAAGCCUGCUGAGCUCAUCCAGCUUUGAUCGGGUGUUGAGUAAGAUGACCGUUCUUUCUGCAACUCCUGGAAAGGUUGUUUGUGAAAUGAAAAUAGAGGAGGAGCACACAAACAGAGGUGGCACGUUGCAUGGAGGUUUGACUGCCACACUGGUAGACGUAGUGUCAACAGCAGCAUUGUUGUACACAGAAAGAGGAAUGCCUGGGGUCAGUGUGGAUAUGAACAUUACAUACAUGUCUGCUGCUAAGAUUGGGGAAGAGAUAUUGAUCACUGCUCAGAUUUUGAAACAAGGAAGAAGGCUUGCCUUUGCCAGUGUGGAUGUAACAAACAAGGCGACAGGAAAGUUCGUAGCACAAGGCAGACAUACAAAAUACCUAGGACAUUAAUAUAAGAAAAUGAUAUCUAAAAAGGAAAGUUUGUGCUUAAGAAGCUAGCAUUGAAUUAUUUUUUCUAAUUUAAGCUGUAUCAAGUUACCACGCUCUGAAAGCAGUUAAAUGAUCUAUGUAAAAUGAGUUGGUCUCAGUCUCAUUCCUAGUGGACAAUUGUUCACACUGUAAUUGGCACCACUUCUGAGCUUGUUGCAGUCUUGGUAGAGAGACCAAGAACUGUAGAGACAUGGAGACCAAUGUACUUUUUUUGAGCCUGAAGAUAAGGUCAAUGUUCAGGCUCACUGGUGGGACUGUGUGGGGAAGCUUUCUGCUCCCCAUUCUGUACCUCUCUCAUGCAAACAUGUUUCCAGUCUCCAGGGCUGUCAGUUCAUAACCUUUCAAAAAUCAAAGCAACUAACCAACUGCAUUUUUUUGUCCUAUGCUAUAAAGUGAUAUUAAAGUAACAGGUGUUACAAAUGCA
Messenger RNA from Trachemys scripta elegans, 945 nucleotides. It is a transcript of the gene ACOT13, whose product is annotated as acyl-CoA thioesterase 13. The record is from RefSeq and is a predicted model, not a curated record. The transcript has 3 exons. NCBI's taxonomy places the organism in Eukaryota, Metazoa, Chordata, Testudines, Emydidae. Gene Ontology annotation, molecular function: fatty acyl-CoA hydrolase activity. Bases 57 to 482 code for a protein of 141 amino acids.